CAUGAGUUCAGUGGCCGACAGCACGGGUGUAUGUCAAAUAAUUGACUUUCAAUAACAAACAAACACAUAAUAGCGAUCGAAAAAUGACAUAAUACACAUGAAAGAGAAGGAAUAUAACGCAUGUUAAGUGAUCCACGAUAGAAAUUAUUGCUGUCACUUAACUGAAUUUUGCAUGAUGAGGUUGAAUUUCAUAAUUUCCCCUCAAUAAUCGACGACUGCAAUUAGCCAUUGUCAGCGAUAUAAUCAAAAGAUGGAAUCCGCAAAAAUGUCUGUUCAUCAAGAUGCAAACAGUUCCUCAUUAAAGUUCGAUGAAAACCUUGAACAACUCGACAGAGACUACGUGGAUUUAAUCGAUUCGGCCAGUACUCGCAAAAACGCGAACAAAUUUGUAUACCAGCAGAUUCUACUACAGUGGGAUGCCUUCAGGAGCCCGCGCCCCAGCAAUUCCCACUGGUGGGGAACUCUGAUGCUGAUCGUAGGGGCGUCGCUGGCCACGAGGCUGUGGGGACUCUCCACGCCAGACGUCGCUAUCUGGGAUGAAAAUCACUUCGGACGGAUGAUAGGACUUUACAUCAACCGAAGCUUCUUCUUCGACGUACAUCCCGCUGGUGGCAAGCUUCUGCUGACGCUGGUGGCCGCGGCUGGAGGAUACGAGGGCACUCACAGCUUUGCCGUGGAGGGACACAAGAUUACCGGCCACCGAGGCAUCAUCUUCACCAGAGCGGCGUGCGCGGUGCUGGGAGCAGCCUUGGCUCCUCUCGCCUUCGGCGUCGCCUGGACCACGACGCGCCGCCUGCCGCCUGCUUUCCUGGCAGGAUUGCUCGUUGUCUGCGAGACCGGUACUCUGCUGCUGACGAGGUUCAUCCUGCUGGACGCUCCGCUGAUGUUCUUCAUGAUGGCCGUCUUCUUUAGCCUGUGUCGCCUGCAGCACGCAACGCUUAGACAAGGGGCGUUCAGUGGGCCGUGGUGGACCAGCCUGGGGGCGACGGGCCUCUUCUUGGGUUGCGUGGUGAGCGUCAAGUUCGUGGGGCUGUUCACGGUGGCCGUCGUGGGGCUGCACGCCGCGUCCCAACUCUGGCACAUCUUCCCACGGGCUUCUGCGGGCACGCUGGUGAAGCAUUUCUCUGCACGAUUAGUUUGUUUCGUCUUUCUCCCUUUGCUGAUCUACGUUUCGUGUUUCAUUAUCCACGAUUUCAUCUUACACAAAACCGAGGACAAGUACGAGUUCCACUUGAGUCACUUCAGCCCGAGCUUCCAAAUGGCCAUCGACGGCGCAGCGCUCAACAACAUCAGCCAGGCAAGCGAAGUCACAUACGGAGCGCUUUUGACGCUUCGUAAUGCAGCGAUCGGCGGAGGCUUCUUAACCUCUUUUAAUUCUACGUAUCCAGCCAACGUGUUAGCUCACAGACCCAUCGUCGUGUUCUCGGGUCGACAAAAACUACCGGUUAAUUUUUUACAAAUUCAGUACCCAGAAGACGACCCAGACACUGACGCCGGCCAGUACUCGGGUCCUGCGGAAGCGGUGGUGGCCGAAGACCAAAUCCGGAUAUUCAACCCCAUGCUGGGUCUUUACUUCGCCGCUCACCCCGCCUACCGCUCACCCGUGUCAACGGCUAACUUUUUAGUCUACGCCGAGCGAAAGUCAGAUGACGACCCCCAUCCAUCCAAUCAUCUAUGGGAAGUUCAAGUGAUCGGUGAACAGGAGCGUGUAAACACAGGUAAACAGAACGCGGGUUUCAAUGAAGAAAAGUCGACCAUCGCGGAAGAUCCACGGCGCUGGAGGGUCCUGGAGAGCAGAGUGAGACUCAGGAACUUGGCGGCGAAUUGCUGUCUUUGUUACACCGGGAGAAAGAUGCCAAAAACAUGGGGCCUCGACGUUCACGAGGUAUCCUGCUGCCGCAGCCGCCAGCAGGACGGCGUCGCGUGGCUCGUGGAGCAAUCGAACGAGACGCGUCUAGCGAAAAAGAGCUUCGCUCAUAUGAAGUCCGGCCUGGCGGCGAGGUUUCUAGAGACGCAUCGUCUCAUGGGCUGGAUGAACUCGCAGUUCAAGCCAUCAAGGGAGGAGCUUGCGGCAUCCAGUCGGCCGUGGAUGUGGCCAUUGUGUUCUAAGUCUCAGCCUUGGCAUUCGGUUGGCUACCAAGUGGUGUUGCUCGGCAAUCCUGUUGUCUUUUGGCUGAACCUAGCCGGCUUCGUCUUCGCUUUCGUCUUCAUGGCUGGUCAAGCAUACAGAAUUAAAAGAAAAUUUGGAACGCCAAGCAUUGAGGAUCAGCAAACUUACUACUGGUGUCGGUGGCUGCUGGUGGCUUACCUCCUGCACUACCUGCCCUUCUACGCCAUGGACCGCGUGCUCUACUACCACCACUACUUCCCAGCGCUGCAGUUCUCUUCCCUGCUCACAGCUGUGGUCAUGGGAAGGAUUCUCUGCAAGAUAUCCUCCUCAUCAUCACUGUUGCUCAUGCUGCUCCUCAGCACGACGCUGGUGUCGAGCUUCUGGAGCUUCAGCUUCACGGCGUACGGAGUGCAGAGAAGCGCGCCGUACGCUCCCCAUACUUCCCCUACGCGGCACCUGCGCUGGCUCAGCUCGUGGGAGCUCAUAUAGAACGUACUAUGAUACGUUAUAAGUGAGCUCGAUACGUCAUUAUGAGUAUUAUACGUUAUAAAUGAGCUCGAUACGUCAUUAGGAGAAUUAUACGGCAAAAUGGUGUUGUCAGCACGCCCCUACACUGAUACACACGGCACCUCAGCUGGCUCAGCUCGUGGGAGCUCAUAUAGAAUGUAAUAUAAUGAGUUGUAGAUGAAUAUUAUACGUGAUAAUUAUGUCCCAUUUGUAUUAUUCGCAAUAAUAAAGUUUAUAUGUGUGGUUAUUUUACUUACUCGUAAUAAAUUCAGGUGCGCGAUUUUUUCCUACAUUUAUAAAUUUCAAGGUAUUAAUGAUUUAUUUUAUGGAGUAAUACUACAAGUGAUGUGAUGAAAAAACAGUGUUGGAUUCAAUAUGUAUCUAUGGGGAUUAUUAUAGCAGUGAUCGCGGGCAAGUUGAGACAUCAUAAUGGGGCCAAUUGAGGGUGGCGAGAUUGUUUAAAAUUUGAGAUUUGAAUAAGAAUGAAGAACAAAAAUUGUUUGACAACUGACUCAAACAUGUGAAUAAUAUUGCAAUCUAUUCGAUAAAACAUGUAGAUAAGCUUGUAACCUGGUGUGUUUUUCAAAGGAAAAAUUUUCUUGCAAUCAAUGAUUUUUAAAGCUGAUUUUC
Molecule: messenger RNA, 3247 nt
Organism: Hyalella azteca
Lineage: Eukaryota; Metazoa; Arthropoda; Malacostraca; Amphipoda; Hyalellidae
Product: protein O-mannosyl-transferase 2
Exons: 18
Coding region: 251-2599 (782 amino acids)
Biological process (GO): protein O-linked glycosylation
Cellular component (GO): membrane
Molecular function (GO): mannosyltransferase activity
Source: RefSeq, a predicted model, not a curated record